AUGGCUGCAGCUGUUUCCGUCAGACUUAAUAGAGUACCACGUAGGAGCAAUUCUUUUGUUUUUGAAGUCCAUUUGUAUCCAAGAGUCAGGAAUGUUCCUUGUAUAGAACCAUUCGGUCCAAUUGUAAUCAAGGAUGUUCCAGGGAUGACUCCUUUCUUUGCUGCUACUCGUGAUCUCUACAACCCUGGCCGCAUGUGGAUUUUGACCGGUUUCUUUGGUCAUUUCAUGGAUUAUACCUUCAAAUGGAUUUCCCGUGAAUUCUAUCUUCUUAACUUUAUCAUCUACGAUUGUUUCUUUUGGUUUGAAACCUGUAAAGUACCUCUUUACGUCAAUUGUCGAUUGAACAAUAUCAUGAGUUAA
Messenger RNA from Trichomonas vaginalis G3, 360 nucleotides. RefSeq lists its product as uncharacterized. Bases 1 to 360 code for a protein of 119 amino acids. The record is from RefSeq and is a predicted model, not a curated record. The transcript has a single exon. NCBI's taxonomy places the organism in Eukaryota, Parabasalia, Trichomonadida, Trichomonadidae.